Fonsecaea multimorphosa CBS 102226 is the source of this 459-nucleotide messenger RNA. RefSeq lists its product as uncharacterized. NCBI's taxonomy places the organism in Eukaryota, Fungi, Ascomycota, Eurotiomycetes, Chaetothyriales, Herpotrichiellaceae. The record is from RefSeq and is a predicted model, not a curated record. The coding region runs from base 1 to 459 and encodes 152 amino acids. The transcript has a single exon.
AUGGAUUCCUGUCACCUGCCCACCUCCGACCCUAACGUGAAACAAUUUGUCAUUCGAAGCAAAAGCAGCCACCUCGAACAGAACAAACAGAGCUGCUCAGACUCAUCCAAAAAAGCUCGCAUCCUAGUUAGUGUCGACUUUGGCACCACAAGUUCCUCAGUCUGCUAUGACGAUGGCGUCGUCGGUCAAAUACCACUAUCGGGUCAACUGCUGGCCAAGAAUAUAGUACGCCGCCCAGGAGCCGAAGCUCGCAUUAGGAUACCAUCAGCCGCGGUUGUAUUGAGAGACACCUCCAAGGACGGAUGCAAGAGAAUGGUGCUCAAGUUCGGCGAAGAAUUCGCAGGUCUUGAACCUUCCGAUCGCCUUCUUGCCAGAUUCGAGCUCAUGAAGAUGAGUUUGCUACCCCCACAUGAUCAGGCCCCAGGACGAGUUCACGGCGAAUAUGUUCAAGUCUAUUAA